Molecule: messenger RNA, 707 nt
Organism: Haplochromis burtoni (Burton's mouthbrooder)
Lineage: Eukaryota; Metazoa; Chordata; Actinopteri; Cichliformes; Cichlidae
Exons: 4
Coding region: 174-548 (124 amino acids)
Source: RefSeq, a predicted model, not a curated record
CACAGCCGCACGCACACAGAGAAAUCUGCAGAGGUAUAUGUGUCAGGGAAACCUGUCUCCAUGACCACAGUAAACAGGCCUAUCAGCAAGGCUUACACACAGAUGAAACAUUAUCUGGACAGAGCGAAAGAGGCCACACAGUCUGACACACGAACACUCGCUGGUCAGGAGAGAUGGCAGAGCCGCAGCGAACAUCUGAACCCAUCAACUAUAUGCAUCAGGAUGAAAUCUGGAAAGCGCAUGUAAAGGCUGAGAAACACUCGGCUGAAGUUUGGCCUAACAAGUGGGGCUUCCUGUCUGAAGCCUACAAGGAGUAUGAGGUGGAAAGUGUGAAGCUGAAGAAGGCAGUCAAAGUGGAGCUUCCCCAGCACCUGACUACACGGCCUCUGACCCCUCCAGAAAAAUACAUACAUGUUAGCCCCUCACCUCCUGUUCCUCAGACAACUCAGGGCAUGAUUGGUUGGCGUUCAGGUCACUCACAUCUCCAGCUGGAAAAGUACAACACAGUGCGUCAUGGGAGGCGUAGUUUUUUGAAGGAUUUGGGCUGACCUUUUAUAGCUUGUAUUUGAGUACUUAAGUCCUCGGCCACUGUUGUCUCACCUAAUAAAUGACUAAUGACUGGAGCAUAUUUGGCAUAUUUCAUGGUCUCUUUGACACUAUUCCACAUUAAUAAAACAAAUAAAUCUUUUACAACUCUGACUUCAGAC